AUGUCAUCUGUCCAUACGAUCCCCACUAGUCACCACCACCCUCAGAAUAAUAAUAAUAAUAAUCAUAAUAAUCAUCAUCAUCAUCAUCAUAAUAAUGGAGAAUCUCAACAACAACAACAAGUAGUAGAAGGAGAAGGAGGAGUAUUAAAUACGAUGGAGUAUCAACAACUCUUGUCAGCAUUAGAUGCCUCUCAGCGGCUUGCGGUGUGUGAAGAUACAUCGACACCACUUCUCAUUCUCGCCGGUGCGGGCAGUGGAAAGACUCUUACGAUGGCCAGUCGUAUUGCCUACAUGCUUCUCCACGGUGUGGCUGCGGAGAAUAUUCUCGGUCUCUGUUUCUCACGGCAGGCCGCAGAAGCCCUGCGGGAACGUGUCGCUGCCGUUUUGCCAUCUUCCAUGUCUACAGCUGUGCGGCGAUUGAAAUUAAAAACAUUUCACGCCUUUGGAUUGGAGUGUUUGCGGCGGCAUGGUUGUAUAGAUCUCUCUACAGAAGUGUAUGAUGCCCGUCGACAGCGGGAAUUGGCAGCGGCGGUGGUGGAAUCUCACGCCGUUCAUUAUAAAGGAAUAGAGGCCGUAUUAGGAUUGAUUGAGUAUGUGAAUAAGGCAAAGACUAAGAAAGAUAUGCGGGCAGGUGUAGAGAUGGAUCCAUCACGACAAUCUGCUUAUCUUUUUAGAUUCUAUCAGAUGAUGUUGCAUGAACAACAUCAUGCGGUAGACUUUGGAGAUCUUGAACAAAUGUUUCUGGAAGCCUUACGACCUGUUAUUAAACCCAUAGAAGAGAGUACAGAUAAUAAUAAUAGUAAUAGUAAUAGUAAUAGUAAUAUGAGUGCAAAUACCAUUACCCCACGUUUACCCUCCACAGUAGCUUUACACCUUCGUUCCACCUAUACACAUAUUGUAGUGGAUGAGUUUCAAGACUUGAAUGAAGUUCAAUUAGAAUGUCUGGCACUUCUUGCAGGAGAUGUGUGCCGAGUAACAUGUGUGGGUGAUCCCAAUCAAUGUAUUUACACUUGGCGAGGAGCCACCACCAAUAGUUUUGAUCGCUGGCGUAGUCGAUUUCCACAGACCAAACUUGUAAGGUUAGAAACCAACUAUCGCAGUUCUGCAGAAAUUGUAAAUGCGGUGAAUGAAGUUACUCAACUCACUCAACAGAGUUUUAGAGGACAAUGUGGUCGUCGUAUUAUGUUAAUACGAUGUGUACAUGCCUGGGAAGAAUUAUGCCUCUUACCGCGAGUAAUAGAAGAACUCCUACGUACACGAGAUCGUGGAUUACAAUAUAGUGAAAUUGCCAUUUUAUGCCGUACGCGUCGACGGGUAAGAGAAGUUAUUCAAACAUUAGAAAGAGAACAAAUCCCUGUAUGUGAGUUACGCCGUAGUAAACCAAAUGCCACUACACUAGUAAGAGCCAUGUUAUCUUAUUUACGUCUAUGUGUACAUCCACACUCUAAUUUAGAUGUGGAAUGUGUUCUUCGCGAUGCUCCUCAUCAUUUCACAGCAGCAGCAGCCACUAAAUUUAUUUUUGCCUUACAAGCCGAAUCCCUUCAACGACAACGAAUGUUGGGAACAAAAGCCCUACAAAAGGCAGAGAGUCAUAUUAAUUAUUCCCAUUAUACCAUUUUACGAGAAUUAGUUCAUAAUGGAUUUGCCCAUGUACAUGAACGAUUACGAACAACAAAAUCUCAACAGAAAAUGCUGCGAACAUUUAUUGAAGUGACAACAGCCGCACAUGAUGCACUUGGGCGUAAAUACUGCGAUGUGGAAGAAGUAGUGCGUACCGUUGCGGAACGGGCAGGAUUUGAUGAGGGUAAUACCACUGGUGUAAAGAUUAGACAUCGUAUCACUAAUCAUAAUAAUAAUCAUAAUCAUCAUAGUAAUAGUAAUAUGAAUACGGCUGUUAAACGAGAACGUUUUUCUUCUUCUUCUACUGUACGGCCAUCAUCAAUAUCAUCAUCUAUGCGGCGGUCUGCCGGUGUAUGGGAUGAUGAUCAUGAUAUCGAUGAGGAUGAGAACGAAGAUGCAUCUAGUAUGUCCAUUACACAAUUAUUGGUGGAAGCCUGUCGUGCUGUUCAACAACAGGUAUUAGCAGAGAAAAACACUACUAGUACUAUUAAUAAUAAUAAUAAUAAUAAUAGUAAUAAUAGUGAAGAGUCUAUAGUGCGGGAUGAUGCCUAUACAAUUCUACAGCGAGUUAUUGAUGAAUUCCUCGCGCUUCUCCCAACAGAUGACUUUGGUCCUUUAAAACAGGGAUUCACAACUACAACUACAACUACAGAAACAACAACAACAACAGCAACAGGCCCAGCCGCUAUUACAGUAACGACAGUCCAUCAAGCAAAGGGAAAAGAAUGGCCUGCGGUGAUUGUGCCUGGUUGUUAUGUUGGGGAAUUUCCAAUUGAUGUUCGCAGUGCGGAAGAGAAAAGAGUCUUUUACGUGGCGAUGAGUCGAGCCAUGCGAGAUCUUGUCUUUUUAACAGCUGAACGUGGACCCGCUGCUGGACGCGGUGUGGAUAAUAAUAAUAAUAAUAUCAAUAAUAAUGAUGGGGAUAGUGAGGAACAGCCUCUGCAAAUAACACCAUAUUUAUCUUCUAUUCUUCCUCAUAUGGAAACUAUACGAAUGUCUUAUCUUGAACAAGCACAAGAAGAGGGAAAAGAAGAAGAGAAACAAGUAAAAAUGAAAAGAGAGAAGGAAGGAGAAACUAUGGUAUAA
Messenger RNA from Trypanosoma theileri, 2706 nucleotides. RefSeq names its product ATP-dependent DNA helicase. Gene Ontology annotation, molecular function: hydrolase activity; 3'-5' DNA helicase activity; DNA binding. The record is from RefSeq and is a predicted model, not a curated record. The coding region runs from base 1 to 2706 and encodes 901 amino acids. The transcript has a single exon. Gene Ontology annotation, cellular component: nucleus. Gene Ontology annotation, biological process: recombinational repair. Lineage: Eukaryota; Euglenozoa; Kinetoplastea; Trypanosomatida; Trypanosomatidae.